CAGAUGGCUGUGACUCUGUCGCGAACUGUCACUUUCGUGCGAUCAAAACAAAACAAACCAUAUCCAAAGUAGGCGCGCAACGCACAGACGCAACUGUAUUUUGUGCGUAUUUUAUGCGAAUUUGCUUGCCACAGCGCUGGUGUAUCGGGAAUAUUCCACGUCAUGAGCGAUCCGAAAAGUGUGCCGUUUGGGAAAGAUUUAUACUGCCAGGAAACGACGACCGGCAGCACAGAAGACCAGGAAAAACCAGAAUCUUCGGUCGUCAUGCUUAACGGCUUCCCGGUGCCGACAGCUUACGCGGACAAAUGUCGUCUGUGUCUGGGGGACAAGUUUAACCAAAACAGUUCCAGCAUCAUUGAUAUAGAGUUGCGACCCAUCUUGCGGAAAGUAUUCAGCUUCCCGAUCACAAACAAAAUAGGAUUGCCGAUGAACGUUUGCGGUAAAUGCAAUCGAAAGGUGCGACUCUUCAACCAGUACCACGCAAUCGUGGCAUAUAAUCAGUCGAUACUGGAAGCAGCUCUGUUCUCAGCAGCGGUUCAGCAAAAGCAAAACAACUAUAGCACCAGCCCUGUACCGGCGAUCCCGGAGAGCAGUAAUUGCACCAGCCCAGCACUGGUGACUGCUCAACCUCCCGUCACCAAUGCGGAAGAAGGUAUAGCGGAAGUGAUAGACAUUGCGAGCGACGAUGAAGCCUCGAAGGAGAAGGAAGAUGAAGCGAUGGACGCCGAAUUGCCAUCCUUAACCACUACGGCCGAUACACGAAACGAUCCACUUUUCGAGCCGCCAGAUUUUGAGGAAGCGGCACAAACGCACUUCGUGUCGGUUGCGUCUCAAGACGCUUAUUUCUUUUACAAUGAAACGGACGGUACCGAAACCUUAGAUAUUCCGCAUACCGACUUUAUUAAGGAGGCAUCGAUAGUUAUCGAACUGGAAUCAUCAAACGAUGAAGAAUCGGAUGAGGGUGUUAGAGCUGGAAACCAAAUGAAGCAUAAUCGUGGAAAAAAUGUCAAACAAGGUCAGAAUAAGCUGCUAGCAUCGCAAUCCUUCACCGAUACACGAUUGCAAGCUGCCGUAGUUGUGGAUGCAAUGAAAAAUGUAAACAAAUCCAAAAAGUGCAAACGGUAAAGGCCGAAAAGGACAUUGUCAUGUGUACAAAUAAGGAUCGAAGCCCGAAGUACAUCCAGGCUAAAGGGGGACAAGUUUAAAGUAAGAGCAGCAAUAGGAGUAGUCGUAAGCCGGAGUUGUAAGCUUUAAAACAUAUUUGGUAACAACAAUCGAAACACUAACGACAUCAGCUUCUCGGAAUCACGCCCGAAAUCAUUUCAUUGUUACAAACUAGAAUAAAAUAAGAUCCAAAAAUUAAGUGUGGAUAUCAUUUAGCACUUUGUUUCUGCUCCCUGAAAUGGGGCGAUUUGAAACCCCUGCUUUUGUUUCGUAAUGCGAGUGUGACACCCCUGUACCAGUACUCGGGCAGCAGCGCCUACUGUAGCUGUCAAGCGACGCUCGACGCAAGCCAGCUGUCAAGGGCCCAGCGCAACCAAAACAAACCCCAGCGUUGCAGCGGCAAAACAAACAAUCGUUCAGACAGUCCGCGUUUAGUUUAUUUAAUUUGUUUGUGUUAAUCCACCGCACCAUUAGGCGUGUGUAUUUCGGAGCAUCGUUUAGCAAGCGUUUAGUGUACCUGAUAGUGAAAGGCUCAUGCCUCAAAGGUUAUGCUCUUGGUCCUGUCGACAGCAUCGUUUGCAAAAGUUCACCUGCUUCAUGUGCACAGUUCGUUAGGGAGCGGAAAAGCGUACGAAGCAUUAAACGAUGAGUGGCACCAGGAAUGACCCAUUCGGCACGGAUUUACCACCACCCCUAGUGCCUUUGCCGAGCUGCCACGCACGGGUAAAACAAUUGCAGGCCCGCCUGUUCAACGGACUGCCCCUAACCACGAGCUACAUUGCCAACUGUCGACUAUGCCUGUCUAGAAAUUUCGGCGACAAAAGUACCACCAUCAUCGAGGAGCAGCUUUGCGCCAUGCUUAAACAAGUUUUUCCCUUUCCGAUAACGAAUCAAAUAGGCCUACCGAUGAAUGUGUGCGCCGAAUGCUACAAAGCAGUCCAGGUGUUUUACGGGUACAGCGUGCAGGUGCUGGCCAACCAGAAGAAACUGCAGGAAACGUUGAUCAAAACGGACCACUUCGAGUAUAAUGCGUUUAACAAAGCAAUUCUGGAGAGGGCACAACAUCCCGACACGCAUCGGGAGCAGAAGGCGGAACCGAGCUGCCAGCAGGAAGCAGGAAUCGAAAUCAAGAGUGAAGACGAAUCUCAAGACGAUGAGUACCAGUGCGGGAUGCUGAUCGAUGCGGAUGCACAAUGCAAAUCGGAAGCCGGAUCGGAUGACGAUCAAGCGCAGGAUCCACUUUUGCCACCUGCAUCAUAUGAAAGAGCUUCAUUGCGAUCUGUACGAACCGAACGCUGCCGUAAUCCACCGACGGAAGUGAGUGUAACGCACGAAGCAAGUUUACCCAUUGGCAAGACAACGACAGCAAAUGCAAGCAAAAGUGCAGCCGCAAGCGUACCGAGUGCAAAGCCACCGUCGUUGGAGUUUGCUGGCGUAAGGAAAAGGAUACGGCUUUCCACAACGGAACCGAGCGAAACGGACGACACUGCGGACGGUUCUUCCUUCCCGAAACCGGUAUACAUCUGCAGCCUCUGUGCCCAAACGUUUGACAAACAUCAUCAGCUAGUAUGCCACCAGAAGACGCAUCUGAUGAGAGAGUGUCCGAUCUGUAAGCAAAUGAUUGUACACGGAACGAUGAGGGAACACAUCAUAAAGGUGCAUGCCGUUAUCGAUAGCGACAGGAGCGUAACAUAGACCAUAGCAUUGUAAUUAGCGGGUAGGACGCUCUUUGGCGUCGCGGGCGUUGUUGAGUAAGAGCAUGCCGCGGAAUAAAGUAAUUUUGUACGAACGUGGCGUUGGCGGUACAAUUUGAACGAUGUCGGAAGGUAGCGUAAUCUUUGUCAUCCGGUCACACAACCCAGUUUUCCAUCCCGAAUGACAAUCAUAAGAGAUUUGCUGAAGAAGCGAUUCUUAUGGUAUGUUAAAUCUUUUUUCUGUUUCGGCUCUAGAUCAAUAUUUGGAUUUAGUUUGACGAGAUGGGCUUACCUCGCUAAACUCUGCGUCGUCGAUGGGCAGCCUCCACUACCCAACGGUGGGGGAGAGCAGGCUUGAUCCGCGACUGAUGUGUAUUCAAACACGUUUCAAACCGUGUGUAUUUACCACAGGUUCCUUAACCGGUUACUGACAAUCGUUCGCUGUAAUUGAUACAGGAAUGGAGUCUAGACGAACAGCCAGAGCUUACAUCGCCGUGGCUUACUAACUUGUAUGACCGAGUUAGUCCACGGUCGCAUAUUACCUACGUUUAAAAGCCCACUUACCCCCCACAGUAAAGUUGAUCAUUACUAUUUGAAAUUUGCAACGUGGGGGCAGCAAACGCUUGCUUAUCAAAUCCGCUCGCACCUUAACGAAACUAGCGUAGCAAUUAAUUAGUGCGGUUCACCUUGCCGUACGGAACGCUUCCUACGGAUUGGCUGGGAGGCUGAUCUGCGGUUACGCGCACGAGGGUGGCCACAAACGGGUGCAGAGUGUAGUUAGCAUCCGCUGCUUCAACCGGUAAGGCGAAUUAUUAGCGUGCUGAUUGUGGUGAAAAUGUCUCUAGACGGUCUAAAUGCUGUAGUUUUCGGUGGUUGUGGUGGCAUAGGCAUAGCCAUCGGACAACGUCUGCUCCAGGAGGGUGUGAAGAAACUGUUCAUUCUCGAUGUGGCGGAGUUGUCCGAUGCGAAUCUGGUCCGCUUGAGGGAGCACAGCCGUGAUGCGCAGCUACUGUGCAAAGCCUGUGACGUGUCGAACCGAACGGAACUGAAGCAAAUAUUGGAGAAGGAUGUGCUGGAGGCGCUGGGGUGCGUAGACAUUCUGGUCAAUUCGGCCGGGAUUGUUGAGGAUGAAGUACCCGAUAAGGUGAUCGCCGUUAAUCUGACAGGAGUCAUUAAUUCGUGCCUAAUCGCGCUUACCAAGAUGUCCCGGGCAAAUGGCGGCAAAGGUGGCGUGAUCGUGAACGUGGCCUCAAUAGCAGGACUCGAACCGGUCACCUUUCUGCCUACGUACUGUGCCACCAAGCAUGGCAUAGUCGGUUUUACACGCUCGCUAGGAGUUCAACCCGUCUUCAAUGAAACGGGAGUAAAGUUUAUAACCAUCUGCCCGGGCGGAACACGGACUCCGAUGUUUCAAAAUUGCAAAAUACUGUACACCGAGGUCAAGGUGUUGCAGAAAAUGUUCCAAGAGCUAAAGCGAUAUAAACCACAGAGCCCCGAUGCUGUGGCAGACUGCGUGAUUCAGGCCAUCCUGAAGGGAGAGAACGGUUCAACCUGGAUUUGCAACGAUGGAGAGAUCUCUGUCCAUAGCUUUCCGCAAUCAAAAUACCUUUGAAGGUGUUGCUCAAGGUUGGUGUAUGACCAUAAAAAGUUAAACCCCGUUGGAAGACCGGUUUUGGUGGACUAAAUAAAAAUGAUUAAAAUAAAUAAAAAAUAACUCUCGCUUACGCGUAGCGCGAAUUGUAACGUGGCUCGUAGUUCGUGGUUUAAUACGUGCUACAA
This is a messenger RNA of Anopheles stephensi (Asian malaria mosquito), 4637 nucleotides long. RefSeq names its product alcohol dehydrogenase 1-like. The record is from RefSeq and is a predicted model, not a curated record. Lineage: Eukaryota; Metazoa; Arthropoda; Insecta; Diptera; Culicidae. Gene Ontology annotation, cellular component: cytoplasm; nucleus. The transcript has 8 exons. Gene Ontology annotation, molecular function: oxidoreductase activity, acting on the CH-OH group of donors, NAD or NADP as acceptor; zinc ion binding. The coding region runs from base 3694 to 4470 and encodes 258 amino acids.